Paramecium pentaurelia is the source of this 2717-nucleotide messenger RNA. Lineage: Eukaryota; Ciliophora; Oligohymenophorea; Peniculida; Parameciidae. The record is from the annotation of a GenBank genome assembly.
AUGAAUUUCUUUAGAUCCAAAACUAUGAGCUUUUAGAAACUAAUUAUUCCAAGAGAAAGUGCUUGGGAUAUAAUGAAUAUAUUGGCAGAAUAGGAUUGUAUUCAUUUUGUAGACUUCGAUCCUUCGGUACCAAUGAUUAAUAGGCUUUUCUCCAAUCAUAUUAAGAGGUGUGAUGACUUACUUAUUAAAUUAUCCUUUAUUGAACAUGAAAUAAAAAAAUACUAAAAGACAAUUACCUAUUCAAAAGAUGUCAAUUUAAUUGUUUAGAAUUUCAAAUUAUUAAUAAGAGAUAGGUAAUAUGAUAAUUUUAAUAAGAAGGUCUAAGGCUAGUCAAACAUAUUUAGAUAAUGUUGAAAUUGAUAUUGAAAAGAAACAUUUGCAAUUAAUUGAAUAAGUUAAUAAUUUGGAAUAUCUUUAUGAAAAAAGAAAUAAAUUAAUUGAGCAUAAAUAUGUUAUGAUAAAAGGCUAAGCAAUAUUAGGAAAAUCCUUCUUUUAAACGUAAGAUUUAUCCCUCAUCAUUAGAGCUAACUAUGUAGCUGAAGGAUUUAUGAAUAUAUAAGGAAAAUAAUUGGAUUAUAUUAAAUUAUUAUAAGGAUCUAUUAAAUUUAAUUAUUUAGUUAGUGUUAUCAAUAAGGAAGAUAAAAUAAGAUUUAAAAGAAUCAUUUUUCGAAUUACCAAAGGGAAUGUUUGGAUGAAUAUUAUGGAUAUUGACAACUAUGAAAUUAUAGAUACAACCAAUGUACUAUAAUUAAAUAUAAUUCAAGAAUAAUUUAAGACUUUUAAAAAGUGUAUUUGUAGUAGUUUAUCCAGGUGGUGGAGGAUCUAAUUUAAUUACUAAUAAAUUACAUAAAAUUUGUGAAUCGUUUUAAAUUACAAAAUAUAAAUUUCCAGAAAAUAAUAUCAAAUUUUAAGAAAUCUUAAAAUAAGUUGAAACUGAUUUAGUAGAAACAAAAAAUGUAUUAAUUUAUAAUAUUAAAGUUAUUACAAAUGACUCAAAGUCAAAUGGAUGCUUAUUUAGAUGAUUUUUUAAGUGUUUCUCAUAAUUCUAAAUGUUCAGAAAUAGAAGAGUUAAAAUUAUUUCUUAUUAGAGAAAAGUAUCUCUACACUUAAUUAAACUAUUUUCAAUUAUAAGGAAGUGCUUUAUAUGGUUCUAUGUGGUUGCCAGAAGGAAUGGAAAUUAAAAUAGAAAAAGCCUUGAAAGAAGUACAAAAUAAAAACGAAGGCUUACCAGCGGGAUAUUUAUAAUCUUCACUUCCACAAGGUUCAAGUCCACCAACUUAUUUUGAAACAAAUGAAAUUACUUGGGGUUUCCAAGAAAUAGUAAAUACAUAUGGGAUACCCAGAUAUAAAGAAAUCAAUCCUGGAUUAUUAACAGUAAUGACAUUUCCAUUUUUAUUUGGUGUAAUGUUUGCUGAUAUUGGACAUGGGUAUUAAUAAAUAUAAUUAAUUUUAGACUUUGUCUAUUAUUGUUGGGAUUGUAUCUUUGUAUAUAUAAUUAGGAUAUCAAAAAUGCUAAUUCUGUUUUGAAACAUACACUAAUAGUUAGACAUAUGUUAUUAAUGAUGGGUUUCUGGGCUUUUUAUAAUGGAUGGAUAUAUAAUGAUUUUAUGUCUGUACCUUUGAAUUUAUUUGGUUCUUGUUAUGAAGAAUACUAUAGAGAAUGAAAUCAAUUAAUAUAAAUGGGUCUUAAAAGAUGAGAGUUGUGUUUAUUCAUUUGGUAUAGAUCCAGUGUGGAUGUGUGUUACUAAUGAAUUGACCUUCAUUAAUUCUUACAAAAUGAAAUUAGCUGUCAUUAUAGGAGUGAUACAUAUGUCAUUUGGAAUAAUUUUAAAAGGAUUGAAUGCUAUUUAUUUUAAGAAUUGGCUUGACUUUUUUUUUGAAUUCAUUCCUUAAUUAAUAUUCUUCAUAUGCUCAUUUGGAUGGAUGGACUUUCUGAUAAUAUAUAAAUGGUUUAUUAAUUGGACUGGAAGAACAGACGAAGCACCAAGUGUGAUAACUUUAAUGAUCAAUAUGAUUCUUGCUCCUGGGUAGUAAGUAAUACCUCCAUUAUGGGGAGAUGGAAUAUCUGAAGCAUCAACUUAAACAGCUAUGUUACUAAUAGCUUUAAUUUGUAUUCCAAUUAUCCUAAUUCCAAAACCUCUUUUUCUUUAUCAUAGAGUAAAAAAGCAAGAAAAAGAGAUUUAGAAAAAUCAAACCUAAAAAGAUUUAUAUAGAGAAUUAAAUUAAGUAAAGAUUAUUAUUAUUCUUAAGGAAUCCAAUUUAUAAGAAUCUAUAAAAAUUUCUAAACAAGAAAUUCAUCAUGAAGAUUUUGGAGACAUAUUUGUACAUUAAGUCAUAGAAACUAUUGAAUUUUUAUUAGGUUCAAUUUCAAAUACUGCAUCCUAUUUGAGACUAUGGGCAUUAUCAUUAGCUCAUGGUCAAUUAGCAGAAGUAUUCUUCUAAAUGUGCCUUAAUGGAGGUAUUAGUAGCGGAGGCUUUGUAGGAGCAAUCAGGGUAAUUUUGGAUAUACAAUAUUUUAGCUUGUAUUUGGUUAUUCAGUUUUUUCUCUAAUCACUUUUGGUGUGCUUAUGAUGAUGGAUGUUAUGGAAUGUUUCCUUCACGCUUUGCGUUUACAUUGGGUUGAAUUCUAAAGCAAAUUCUUUAAAGCAGAUGGCUAUGCCUUUUAGAAAUGCUCUUACCUUAAAGUGAUGAAAGAGAAUGUUGAUCUAAAUGAAUGA